This is a messenger RNA of Schistocerca serialis cubense, 843 nucleotides long. RefSeq names its product piggyBac transposable element-derived protein 2-like. The transcript has 3 exons. NCBI's taxonomy places the organism in Eukaryota, Metazoa, Arthropoda, Insecta, Orthoptera, Acrididae. The coding region runs from base 1 to 843 and encodes 280 amino acids. The record is from RefSeq and is a predicted model, not a curated record.
AUGUAUGAUUUUGAAAUUUAUGUUGGCAAAAACACCUGCAGUGAUAGAGGAUUAGGUUUGUCUGGCGAUAUUGUUUUGGCAUUGACGGAAACAUUGCCAGAGAAACAGCAUUUCAAAGUGUUUGCUGAUAGUUGGUUUUCGUCUAUACCAUUAGCAAUUGGCCUGAAAGAAAGAGGCAUUGAAUUCUGUGGCACUAUCAGGGCAGACAGGAUGGCAAAAUGUCCCUUGAAAACUGAAGCGGAACUCAAGAAAUCUGGACGUGGCUCCUGUGACUGGAGAGUGGAGACAACAAACAAUGUAGCUUUAGUAUGCUGGUUUGACAGAAAACGCAUAAAUUUCGUGUCAACAUAUGCUUCUGUUGAGCCCAUGGCAACAUGUAGACGCUAUUCUGCAUCUGAAAAGAAAUUCAUUGAUGUACCUAGACCUUACAUAGUGGAAAAGUACAACAAACAUAUGGAGGGCAUGGACCUUGCUGACAUGUUGAUAGAGCUAUACCAUAUCAACUUGAGGUUGCCCCUCACAGUUGUCAAUGGAUGGCUACUCCACCGACGUCAUACGGUCCAACGUGGCAAAACCUCAAAGAUGUCACUCCUGCAGUUCCAAGCUAAUAUUGCUGCAAGUCUACUGCUUGCGGGGAAAUCAGGUUCCCAAAAGAAGAGAGGAAGACCAAGUUCUGAAAUGUUGACAAGGACUCCUGCAGCAAAAAGGACUGUAUGUGGAGCUCCAGUUAUGGAUGUGCGUUUUGAUGGGUUCGAACACUUUGCAGACAUGGUAGAAAAGAAAGGUCGAUGUAAAGCAGCAAAAGACUUGUGGGAUUUUUAUGGACCUAUCCAAGGCAUUUGA